Nelumbo nucifera (sacred lotus) is the source of this 1000-nucleotide messenger RNA. RefSeq lists its product as uncharacterized. The record is from RefSeq and is a predicted model, not a curated record. NCBI's taxonomy places the organism in Eukaryota, Viridiplantae, Streptophyta, Magnoliopsida, Proteales, Nelumbonaceae. Gene Ontology annotation, molecular function: DNA-binding transcription factor activity; DNA binding.
GAAAGAGCUGAAGAACAGUGAUGUAAACUCUCUUGGAAGGAUUGUACUCCCAAAGAAAGACUCAGAGGCAAACCUUCCAACCCUCACUGUGAAAGAAGGAUUCCAAAUUACUGUAAGAGAUCUGGUUUCUACCAAGGUCUGGCACAUGAAAUACAGGUUUUGGCCGAACAAUAAGAGCAGGAUGUAUGUUUUGGAGAAUACAGGAGAUUUUGUGAAGCAAAAGGGUCUCAAGGUUGGAGACUCAAUCCUCCUCUACCAAGAUGAAGACGAACAAUUUUUCAUCUGUGCUAAGAGGGCAGAAGAACCACCUCUGGAACUUUUGAAGAAAGAACUGGAAGAGUGUAAAGUAGAACAUCGUGCCCACUCAUCAGAGAGAAGAAUGAUGGAAGAGGAUGAGCACUGUGAUCCAUUUGUAGUUCUUGAGACUGAAGUGGAUACACAAGAGAAGGUGAAACUGGGUAAAGGCAAAAUGAUCAUGUUGGAGGACUAUGGUUGUUCAGACAAUGACACUUGUGGUGGUUCUUCUUCUACCCAACUGGGCAAGGAGGUUGUAGAGUCUCAAUCGUUGAAUAAGGAAGCAGCAGGCGACUUCGAUUGCGUCUUCAGUGAACUGGAGAUGCUACCCAACUUCGGUGCGUGUGACCUAUCCUUGUAUAAUGAUUUCAUGAGCGAUUUUUCAGACCCAGGUGGAGAGAAUAGGGUAGUUGCUAAGUAACUUAACACUGUUUUCUACCCAUCUUUCUUUCCUCUUUUGUUUCUCAAUUUUUGAAAUUUAAUUUUUGUUCUUGGGUUUGGGUUGUAGUUUUGAUUUUUGGGGAAAAGAUAAGGAAGGAAAAUUUGCACCGUCUUGGGGGAGAGAAUGUGUGCCCAUUCUUAUGAGCAUAGUGAAAAUUGUAAAAUUAAAUGAAAAAACAAGGGGAGCUUCACGUGUAAUUAUAUACUGUUUCUCAACCAUAAAUGAAUUAAGAUGAUGACAGAUUCCAAAGAUUUUUCUCCUCUA